Molecule: messenger RNA, 975 nt
Organism: Eleginops maclovinus (Patagonian blennie)
Lineage: Eukaryota; Metazoa; Chordata; Actinopteri; Perciformes; Eleginopidae
Gene: gcshb
Product: glycine cleavage system protein H (aminomethyl carrier), b
Exons: 5
Coding region: 130-654 (174 amino acids)
Biological process (GO): glycine decarboxylation via glycine cleavage system; protein lipoylation
Cellular component (GO): mitochondrion; glycine cleavage complex; cytoplasm
Source: RefSeq, a predicted model, not a curated record
AGUGCGCACUCCCGCGGUCAAGUGUAAGUACCCGACAAAACUAGUGGACACAUACCAGACACACACAUACACACACAAACACACUCACACACACACGCACACACACACACGCACACACACCGAGUGAAGAUGGCGAUGAGGGCAGCGCUGCGGAGCCUCUCUGUAAACUUUUCUCCCAGACUUCCUCAGCUCUCGUCGGCAGCGCAAGUUUCCGCGGCCAGGCUGCUGUGGAGGAACAACUCCCCGCGGACACUGAGCACAACCCCGGCCCUGUCCACAGCCCUAAAGUUCACAGAUAAGCAUGAGUGGGUGCGAGUGGAAAGUGGAAUUGGCACAGUGGGUAUCAGCAAUUAUGCUCAGGAAGCAUUAGGUGAUGUGGUAUACUGUGGACUCCCUGAAGUUGGCCAAAGACUUGAACAGUUGGAGGAGUUUGGUGCCUUGGAAAGUGUGAAGGCUGCCAGUGAGCUGUACUCACCUCUGGCAGGGGAAGUGACUGAAAUCAACACAGAGCUGGCAGAGAAUCCUGGACUUGUGAAUAAAGCCUGCUAUGCUGAGGGGUGGCUUAUCAAGAUGACGAUUGAAAAGCCUGAAGAACUCGAAGGCCUCAUGGAUCAAGCUGCAUAUGAUACAUUUCUUAAGUCACUUGAAGAAUAAAUGGAGGAACUCGCAGUGAUCUUUUUGUAAUGUAAUUUCAAUUAAAGAUCAGAAGGCAGGAUUACCAUCGUCAUGGUGGAAAAUGCCUUCUCAUCUGUGGUAUUUAUUUUGAUACUGAAAUUGUGCUAUCAAAAUAAUAUAAAAUCAUCUGUAACAUCUUCCACUUAAGACUGUUUAGCUACCAUCCAACAGAAGAGGCCUCUCUAUCUCAAGAUCCAUCAGUGUUGUUCUUUGCUCCAUGUGCACAGAUGUGGUUAUAUAUGACAAAGAGAUUGUAAGAGUUGUGUCACGUUCUUUUAAUAAAAUUUGGUCUUAACUCCC